Messenger RNA from Lonchura striata (white-rumped munia), 4371 nucleotides. RefSeq names its product lipoyltransferase 1 (gene LIPT1). Gene Ontology annotation, biological process: protein lipoylation. Gene Ontology annotation, cellular component: cytoplasm; mitochondrion. NCBI's taxonomy places the organism in Eukaryota, Metazoa, Chordata, Aves, Passeriformes, Estrildidae. Gene Ontology annotation, molecular function: lipoyltransferase activity. The record is from RefSeq and is a predicted model, not a curated record.
GCCGAGGCCGCCGGUUCCGAGGAUCCCGCGGGAGCAGGGACGGGCGCCGGGAGCGCUCUGCUCCUCACCGCAGCGGGACUGCGGGGAGCAGGUGCUGUGAGACCCGCGGAUGUCCGGUGCGGCUGCCGCCGGCUGUGAGCGGCAGCGCUGGGGAACGCCGUGCCCGGGAGCUCGCUGCUGCUCGGGAAGAGCCUGGCUGUCUCAUGCCGCCACCGGCGUUUCGCUUCUGUCACAGCAGCCGGCUGCGCUCCUGCCGCAUUCAGCAUUAGCAGAGCAGGCAUUCCUUCCAUCCGCUGUGCAGUUAUUAAAAACAUGGUGCUCCACUCAUUAAAAAACUGCCUUUGGCUGUCCUGCGGCCUCAGGACUCCAAAAGCUUGCUUCUGGAGCACAGCUGGUGGAGCCCUCGUUAUCCAGUCUGUUUCUAAUGAUGUUUACCAAAAUCUAGCUGUGGAAGAUUGGAUCCAUGACCACAUGGAUUUAGAGAAGCAACAGGUCCUUUUCCUUUGGAGAAAUUCCCCUGCUGUGGUAAUAGGGAGACAUCAGAAUCCCUGGCAGGAAUGCAACCUCAGGCUACUGAGGCAAAAAAAUAUAAAACUAGCCAGGAGAAGAAGUGGAGGAGGGACAGUUUACCAUGACUUAGGUAAUAUCAAUUUGACUUUCUUCACAACCAGAAAAAAAUAUGAACGAAUGGAAAACCUGAAGCUCGUUGUGAAGGCACUGAAAGCCUUGCGACCCCAGUUAGAUGUACAUGUCACUGACAGAUACGACAUCUUGCUAGACAGGCAAUACAAAAUCUCAGGCACUGCUGCAAAGCUGGGAAGGACAAGUGCUUAUCACCACUGUACCUUACUCUGUAAUGCAGACAAGUUUGUUUUAUCUUCUGUGCUAAAAAGUCCUUUUAAAGGGCUAAAGAGCAAUGCCACUCCUAGCGUGCCUGCCUUGGUGAAAAAUCUCUUUGAAGAGGAUCCUAGUUUAACUUCUGAGAUGCUCCUGGAUGCCAUUGCUAAAGAAUAUGCUGUGCAACACCAGAUAGAUCACCAUAUCACCUUAAUAAAUCCAACUGAUGAGACUCUGCUUCCUGGAAUUAGUAACAAAACUAAAGAACUACAAACCUGGGAAUGGGUGUAUGGAAAGACACCAAAGUUCAGCAUUAGCACAUGUCUUAACAUGACCUAUAAAGAUUCUGUUCUUGACAUUAAAGUAAAUAUGGAUGUAAAGCACGGAAGAAUUGAAGUAUGUAACAUUGAUCUGCCAGAGAAGUGGCUGCCACCAGAACUGUACAGUGAACUGGUCAAGAGUCUUAUUGGCAGUAAGUUUUGCCCAAAUGAAACCACGACACUUGUUACAACAUUGCUAAGAGUGUGUCCACAAGAUGAUGAGCUGCACAGCAGGUGGAGUUUACUAUGUGAGAAUAUGAUAAGGUUAAUGUGACUUGCAUUUUGAAAGUGUAAGUUAAACUUCUGCUGCUUUUUUACUUAAUGUAUCAAAACCAAAAUUAAAACAAUCACUACUAAGAGAAAAAAUCAGCUUGUAGAAAACAAACUGUUCAAUCUUGUGCUUGCAUUUAAUGUUACAAUUAAAUUUCACCCUACCUGCACCUGAUAUUCCCGAACUGUAGGAUUGAAACCGCUGCUGACAAGACAUCAUUGCUGCUUGAACCAGGGAAAAUGGUGGGGACAUCCCAAAUUGGCCCUGUAGCAGAGAAGGUGCAAAUGGCUGACACAGAUGGAAUGGGGUAGGUGUAAAAGUGGCGUUGUGCUGCUGCACUGGAUGCCCCAGCCUGCAUCGUGCUCCUUGUGGAUUGAGCCCAAACUGAGCUGUGUGGGAAGGUCCACCCUGGGUUAGGGCUUUUGUCCAUGCAUGUGCCAGAGCAGGGGAAGAUUAGGAAAUUCAGUGUGGGGGUUUACUGGGACAGAGGCCACAUGUGUCUCCUUCUGACUGUCUUGUGCCUGGCACAAAGCUGGGAGUCCCUGCUGCCAUGGGUACUGGUAUCAAAGCUAAACAGUUGGAAAUGCAAAUACAGAACAAGGAGAGAUUCCUUAUGUUCCCAUCUAGCAGAUUUUCCCCUAGAAGGCAGCAAUGAACUGAAAGUGAUAGAUUGUUACAUAAUAGUUAUAUAUAUAGUAAAAUUAUUAAAGAAAGGCUCAAGAUGUAUUUCACUGUUGUUGAAGAAAAAGGGUAAUGCAAUUUUGAUUAGGUCAGAACAGUAGCUGAAAGGAGGCUGUGGCCAGGUGAGGUUCAGGCUCUUCUCCCAGGCAACCAGCAACAGGGCAAGAAGACACAGCCUCAAGCUGCACCAGGGGAAGUUUAGGCUGGGCAUUAGGAAAUAAUUGUUCAUAGAAAGAGUGAUUGGGCAUUGGAAUGCUUGCCCAGGGAGGUGGUGGAAUCACCGUCCUUGGAGGUGCUUUAGAAGACUGGAUGUGGCACUCAGUGCCAUGCUCUAUUUGACAGGGUGAUCUCAAAGUUCUUCUCCAGCCUAGUUAAUUCUCUAUGUUUGAAACUGAUGGACUAGGUUAAAAGACUUAAAGCUUCACAUUUGGGAAAUUACUAUAUUUACGGUGAGCCUUCUCCAGAGCUUGGCUGGAUCUAUGAGGCAUUAUUAUGAAUUUCCUGAUGUUGUGAAGAAAUCAAACAGAUGACUUAAGCUACAAAUGAUAAAAAAUAACCUUUAUUCCCAUUAAAAAUAAGCAUAUAUUAUACACAACUGAAUGAAAUUCACAAGUGACUAGGAACUUCCUAUCACAGCAGCAAACCAGGGUGCUCCUAUGGAAUGUUUAGGGGAAUGAUUAAUAGCACACAGCUCUGUGGCACAUAUUAUUCAUUCUGCUGAUGCAACACUGCAAAGCUGAAACAUUAUUAUGAGAAAGGAUAAAGAAGGCAGACUACUGGCUAAUUAUGACCCAGAAAAUAAGGCAAAGACCAGCUCCAUUUCUUACUGGUUGCUGUGGAAUAGAUUGUUUGUUACAAGCAAGAGGAAAAGAAUAGCAGCAUUAGAUAACAGAAGAUGAAAUAAUAAAGUACAUUAAGGGAAAAAAAAGAUAACAGAAUACACCAACCAUCAGGAAAAAUAAAUAUAGGAAACAAAAAAAGUUCUAGCAAUAAAUAAGCUACGAGACUAUAGAGGCCUAUUGUAUUACAAGGCAGAAAGUGUAAGGCACUUGUCAGUCCUGAGGAUGAAAAGUUUUUGAUGGGACCUGAAAAAGAGGACACUGGCCUGUUUUUUAUCUCAGACUGUAUGACUUGGGCAGAAAAAGCAGCACUUCUAGUAAUACCUUCUAGCUUCCAAAGGCUGAAGGAAUGACAAGGGAAGACUGUCUUUAUUCUAAAUAGCAUAUUGCUUAGAAUCGCAGAAUAUUUUAAGUUAAGGGACUUUUUAUAUUUUGAGGAACCCACAAGGAUCAAGUUCAGCUCUUAACUGAAUGACCCUUACAGGCAUAAAACACAUGACCUUGGCAUUAUUCACACCAUGCUCUGACCCACUGAGAUACUCAGGGUACCCAACUUCUGAAAAAACUUCAAUUUAUUCUUUUUAGGGGACUACCUUAGUAGUAGCAAAAUAGCUUACUGCAGUUGAGAGUGGCAUGAAAAGCCAGUCAUUAGACUCUAAAGUCAGACAGUAAGACCAGGAGAGGAUCACAUCCUUGCCACACUUAAUGCAAAAGAUGGUAUGAGGUAUAUGGUCAUGAAUCAUGGAAUAAAAGAAUACACAGGAGUGUCAGGGAAGAGAUUACAGCUGUUUGCAGCCUUCCCAGUCCAAAAUCCAUUAUGCAGAGACACAUAAGACAACCCUAAAAUGAUUGUGUACUGAACACUACCACAAUUAUAGGCAAAGAGGUUGGAAAGUGGAAUGUGAAAUUUGGGAUUACUAGUAAAGUCUGGGAAAUAAAGUAUUACAGGAUUGACAAAAUCCCAGCAAAACAGUAGUCAUGACUAGAAUACAGGAAUUAAAGGAAAUAAAUAAGACUGCUUAUAAAAGAGGACAUGUGGUAGCCCAGCUUCCAAUGAUUGUGAGAUGGUCAGUUAAAGAUAUAAAAUCCAAAACAGGCUCAAGACAAAAUCAACAGUAAAAAUAGAAAUGGCAUUAAAGAGGCUUUUGAAAGACAUUACUGAGGGUCUGUUAUCAAAUCAAGAUAAAAUUUAGAUAUGGAUUGUAUUAAGAUUACAAAAGAAGUACAAUGAAGGAAUCAUGCGGUUUUGAUUUCUCAGACUGGAAAGCCUCAAAUAUUCUAAAACAUAUAGAUUAUAAAAGCUGUGUUGCACUAAGUACUUAGAAGAGUUGCUUCUGUGGGCAACCAGCUGGACUCAAGCAAUAUCUUUCAGUCUUACAUUUUUAUGUUUAUGAAAACACUUAUUAAAAGCAGUAAUUUCUGA